Pan troglodytes (chimpanzee) is the source of this 2663-nucleotide messenger RNA. RefSeq names its product RUNX1 partner transcriptional co-repressor 1 (gene RUNX1T1). The transcript has 13 exons. Gene Ontology annotation, molecular function: transcription corepressor activity. NCBI's taxonomy places the organism in Eukaryota, Metazoa, Chordata, Mammalia, Primates, Hominidae. The coding region runs from base 362 to 2176 and encodes 604 amino acids. Gene Ontology annotation, cellular component: nucleus. The record is from RefSeq and is a predicted model, not a curated record. Gene Ontology annotation, biological process: negative regulation of DNA-templated transcription; DNA-templated transcription.
ACUCACACACAAUGUGCCAUCCUGACAAGGCUUUUACUUCUGAUAAGCUCCAAUGUGUGUUUAAUGAAUACAAAGCCGCGGUCUGGGUGCCGCCUCGGCCGCGGCCGCUCUCCCGCGCUCCUUUGCCAGAAGCUGGCGGAGAGAAUUUACAUUUAAAGAUUAGCAGAGUGAGAAAGAGAAAUCUGCCUUUUGUUGUGUGGGGUGAGGAGGAGGCAUCUACCCCUGGCCUUGACGCUAUCUCCCAUCACCUCUGCUAUCCAGACAGGACUCACCGAGAAAAGAUUGAUCUCUGGGCUGGUGAACAUAAUCUCUGUCCCAGUCAGAAAAGGAGAGAGGAAAUUAGCAGAGCGAUUGGUGGAGAAUGAUAUCUGUCAAAAGAAACACUUGGAGAGCACUGAGUUUAGUAAUAGGUGACUGCCGGAAAAAAGGGAACUUUGAAUAUUGUCAAGAUCGUACUGAGAAGCACUCCACAAUGCCAGACUCACCUGUGGAUGUGAAGACGCAAUCUAGGCUGACUCCUCCAACGAUGCCACCUCCCCCAACUACUCAAGGAGCUCCAAGAACCAGUUCAUUUACACCGACAACGUUAACUAAUGGCACGAGCCAUUCUCCUACAGCCUUGAAUGGCGCCCCCUCACCACCCAAUGGCUUCAGCAAUGGGCCUUCCUCUUCUUCCUCCUCCUCUCUGGCUAAUCAACAGCUGCCCCCAGCCUGUGGUGCCAGGCAACUCAGCAAGCUGAAAAGGUUCCUUACUACCCUGCAGCAGUUUGGCAAUGACAUUUCACCCGAGAUAGGAGAAAGAGUUCGCACCCUCGUUCUGGGACUAGUGAACUCCACUUUGACAAUUGAAGAAUUUCAUUCCAAACUGCAAGAAGCUACUAACUUCCCACUGCGACCUUUUGUCAUCCCAUUUUUGAAGGCCAACUUGCCCCUGCUGCAGCGUGAGCUCCUCCACUGCGCAAGACUGGCCAAACAGAACCCUGCCCAGUACCUCGCCCAGCAUGAACAGCUGCUUCUGGAUGCCAGCACCACCUCACCUGUUGACUCCUCAGAGCUGCUUCUCGAUGUGAACGAAAACGGGAAGAGGCGAACUCCAGACAGAACCAAAGAAAAUGGCUUUGACAGAGAGCCUUUGCACUCAGAACAUCCAAGCAAGCGACCAUGCACUAUUAGCCCAGGCCAGCGGUACAGUCCAAAUAACGGCUUAUCCUACCAGCCCAAUGGCCUGCCUCACCCUACCCCACCUCCACCUCAGCAUUACCGUUUGGAUGAUAUGGCCAUUGCCCACCACUACAGGGACUCCUAUCGACACCCCAGCCACAGGGACCUCAGGGACAGAAACAGACCUAUGGGGUUGCAUGGCACACGUCAAGAAGAAAUGAUUGAUCACAGACUAACAGACAGAGAAUGGGCAGAAGAGUGGAAACAUCUUGACCAUCUGUUAAACUGCAUAAUGGACAUGGUAGAAAAAACAAGGCGAUCUCUCACCGUACUAAGGCGAUGUCAAGAAGCAGACCGGGAAGAAUUGAAUUACUGGAUCCGGCGGUACAGUGACGCCGAGGACUUAAAAAAAGGUGGCGGCAGUAGCAGCAGCCACUCUAGGCAGCAGAGUCCCGUCAACCCAGACCCAGUUGCACUAGACGCGCAUCGGGAAUUCCUUCACAGGCCUGCGUCUGGAUAUGUGCCAGAGGAGAUCUGGAAGAAAGCUGAGGAGGCCGUCAAUGAGGUGAAGCGCCAGGCGAUGACGGAGCUGCAGAAGGCCGUGUCUGAGGCGGAGCGGAAAGCCCACGACAUGAUCACAACAGAGAGGGCCAAGAUGGAGCGCACGGUCGCCGAGGCCAAACGGCAGGCGGCGGAGGACGCGCUGGCAGUUAUCAAUCAGCAGGAGGAUUCAAGCGAGAGUUGCUGGAAUUGUGGCCGUAAAGCGAGUGAAACCUGCAGUGGCUGUAACACAGCCCGAUACUGUGGCUCAUUUUGCCAGCACAAAGACUGGGAGAAGCACCAUCACAUCUGUGGACAGACCCUGCAGGCCCAGCAGCAGGGAGACACACCUGCAGUCAGCUCCUCUGUCACGCCUAACAGCGGGGCUGGGAGCCCGAUGGACACACCACCAGCAGCCACUCCGAGGUCAACCACCCCGGGAACCCCUUCCACCAUAGAGACAACCCCUCGCUAGACGUGAACUCAGAACUGUCGGAGGAAAGACAACACAACCAACGCGAAACCAAUUCCUCAUUCUCAGAUGCUCAAAGUUGUUUUUUUUGUUUGUUUGUUUAUUAGAUGAAUUAUCCUAUUUCAGUACUUCAGCAAGAGAGAACCUAACUGUAUCUUGAGGUGGUAGUAAAACACAGAGGGCCAGUAACGGGUCGUAAUGACUUAUUGUGGAUAACAAAGAUAUCUUUUCUUUAGAGAACUGAAAAGAGAGCAGAGAAUAUAACAUGAAAUGAUAGAUUUGACCUCCUCCCUGUUAUUUUCAAGUAGCUGGGAUUUUAAACUAGAUGACCUCAUUAACCGAUGCUUUACCAAACAGCAAACCAAGAGAUUGCUAAUUGCUGUUGAAAGCAAAAAUGCUAAUAUUAAAAGUCACAAUGUUCUUUAUAUACAAUAAUGGAAAAAAAAAAAAAGAGGAAAACCCUCAAGGGCAUGAGCAUUGGAUACAGCAG